GCGCAGGAGCCCCUGUCGCGCUGAAGCUCUCCAGGAAGCUUCCGAGCUCUAGACCGAGACUGGGGUCUGAAGGAUGUUGGAGCGACCACCAUGGGCCAUGCCCUAUGCAUCUGUUCAAGGGGGACCAUCACUAUCAAUAGCAAACGCUAUCUUUUAAUCCACAGGCUUGGGGAGGGUGGCUUCAGCUAUGUGGACCUUGUUGAAGGGCUGCAUGAUGGGCGCUUCUAUGCCUUGAAACGCAUCCUGUGCCACGACAAGGAUGAUCGUCAGGAAGCUCUGCACGAGGUAGAGAUGCACCUGCUUUUUGAGCACCCCAACAUCUUGCCCCUCUGUGCACAUGCCAUGGUAGAGAAAGGAUCCAAACAUGAGGCCUGGCUCCUCUUGCCUUUCCUCAAGAGAGGGACCCUCUGGCAGGAGGUGGAAGCCCUGAGAGAUAAAGGUUCCUUCAUGCCUGAGGAGCGGAUCCUGGUCAUUUUUCAUGGCAUCUGCCGAGGGCUGCAGGCCAUUCAUAACAAGGGAUAUGCACACAGAGAUUUAAAACCAACAAAUGUGUUGCUGGACAAUGAAGAUCAGCCACUGCUGAUGGACCUAGGCUCCAUGAAUCAGGCUCGCAUUGAGGUGCGAAGCUCACGGGAGGCCAUGACUAUUCAGGACUGGGCUGCCCAACGCUGCACCAUCUCAUAUCGAGCCCCAGAACUGUUCAGCGUUGAGCGUGAAUGCGUUAUUGAUGAACGUACUGACAUCUGGUCCUUAGGCUGUGUUCUCUACUGCAUGAUGUUUGGUGAAGGACCUUAUGACAUGAUUUUCCAAAAGGGGGACAGCGUGGCCUUAGCGGUGCAGAACCAUCUUACGGUGCCCCAGAAUACCAGGUACUCCCCAGCCUUGGAACACCUCCUCUCUUCUAUAAUGGUAGUGAAUCCCCAGGAGCGCCCGUUCAUUGCUGACAUAAUCUGUCAACUUGAAGUGAUACAGCCACCUCCCACUGGACAAGAUGCCACACGCAUCUGAGAUCACAGAAGCAGCAGUUAAAAACAGAAGCAGCUAGUGGCAUUUCAGCCUAGGUGGAACCACAAGAGAUGAAGUUCAGAGAAAACGCUUGACAAGACAUUAUGUUUCUGCUGAAUGCCAGUCUCAUACUUACAGGAACUCUCUUACAGUGGGACUGCAUUAAGGACGAUGCUGACCUUUGGGACUCGCUCCCUUACUCUUUCACGUAUCUUACCAGGUUUUGACUGCUCUGUUUGUUGGCCCUUGCCAGCUGCCUCCACAAAGCAUGAUGUUUCCCCAAGGGACCAAGAUUCCUUUUCUUCAAGAAAGAAGAUGCCCCUAAUUUUGUACUUGAGUGUGGCUUUCCCUUAACUAUUGUGGGCUGAUGCCCUAAUUGUUUUGAUAAAAGCAUGCCCUCAGGGCCUAAGUGUUAAAUAAAAUCUUUGGAAUGCAGCCACAUAUUUUUAAACCACUAGAAUGAUAAAAAUGUGAUCCAAUAAUA
Molecule: messenger RNA, 1489 nt
Organism: Python bivittatus (Burmese python)
Lineage: Eukaryota; Metazoa; Chordata; Lepidosauria; Squamata; Pythonidae
Gene: STK16
Product: serine/threonine kinase 16
Biological process (GO): protein phosphorylation
Cellular component (GO): cytoplasm; Golgi apparatus
Molecular function (GO): protein serine/threonine kinase activity; ATP binding
Source: RefSeq, a predicted model, not a curated record